UAUAAAUCCAAAAUCCAGUAAAUCGUGAGAUGAAAUCAUUAAUAACACUAAUAUUCCUCACGUAUUUAACGAAAUUCUCUUACUGUUCACCGGGCGACAGAUCGAAUUACUUUAUAAGAUGUUGGGAGACCUGCACCCACCUGAAUUGUUCAGACGAAUACAAUGUGGAGUUUAUAAGCAGCCAACAGCAGCCUUUUUAUUUGAAACUGUUGAAUUGGAAUUGCGGGGACGAGUGUAAAUAUGUUUGUAUGUGGAAAACUGUUGAGGCUUUUCAUAAGAGGAAUUGGGCUACACCUCAAUUUUUUGGAAAAUGGCCAUUUAUUAGGAUAUUGGGCAUUACAGAACCGGCGUCAGUAUUAUUUUCUUUGUUAAAUUUUUAUGCUCAUUUAAAGUUGUUAAGGCAUUUUCGUAAGGAGGUUAGACCAGACAGCCCUUGUUAUUGGUUGUGGCAUGUUUUUUGUUUGGUGUGUUUAAAUGCAUGGGUAUGGUCGACCAUAUUCCAUACAAGAGAUACAGAGUUUACCGAAUUAAUGGACUAUUCUUGCGCUUUUUCUAUGGUUCUCAUGUCUUGUUACUUAAUGUUGUACCGUAUUUUGCGUAACGUGGUACACAAAUUCGUGAUGGUGAUAAUAGCGACGUUUUUUGUCGCGUAUUUUUUCAACCACGUCACCUACCUCAGCCUGGGUAAAUUCGACUACAGAUACAACAUGACAGUUAACGUCCUUGUAGGGACUGUGACGGGUUCGUGCUGGUUCGUGUGGUGCAGUUGGGUGAGGCAGCGACAAUGGUACGUCUGGAAGUGCGCGAUUUUCGUCGCGCUCACUGGUCUGGUGAUGCUUUUGGAAAUUAUAGAUUCGCCGCCAUUUUUUUAUCUCAUCGACUACCAUUCCAUCUGGCAUCUAUCGACAUCGAUACUUAUAGGCCUUUUUUACAGUUUUGCAGUUGAUGAUUGCAAAUAUUUAAGAAAACAAGAGAUGGAACAAUUUAAGCGACCUUAAUAAAAAACGAAUUUAAAGUAAUGUUGAAAAACGUAGUCAAUUUUGUUUUAGGAAUUUUAAAAAUGUUGUGCA
Molecule: messenger RNA, 1070 nt
Organism: Brassicogethes aeneus
Lineage: Eukaryota; Metazoa; Arthropoda; Insecta; Coleoptera; Nitidulidae
Source: the annotation of a GenBank genome assembly